Molecule: messenger RNA, 612 nt
Organism: Dioscorea cayenensis subsp. rotundata (Guinea yam)
Lineage: Eukaryota; Viridiplantae; Streptophyta; Magnoliopsida; Dioscoreales; Dioscoreaceae
Product: heavy metal-associated isoprenylated plant protein 39-like
Exons: 3
Coding region: 33-431 (132 amino acids)
Molecular function (GO): metal ion binding
Source: RefSeq, a predicted model, not a curated record
UACGUGUUGGCUAGGGUGUAUCAUAACCAAACAUGCUCAAUAAUAAGGGCCACGUUCUGCGGUCUGACAUCACUCUGGCUGGUUGGUUUGGUUCAUCUUCCCAGCUCAAGAUGGUGGAACAAAAGGUGGUGCUCAAAAUUUUGGCCAUGAAUGAUGAGAAAACCAAACAGAAAGCCAUGGAAGCUGUUGCAGAUAUCUAUGGGAUAAACUCGAUCGCAAUUGAUCUGAAAGAGCAGAAGAUGACAAUCAUCGGAGAGAUGGAUACAGUUGCCAUUGCUAAAAAGCUGAAGAAAAUCGGGAAGAUCGAUAUAGUAACAGUCGGACCUGCUAAAGAAGAGAAGAAAGACGAGAAGAAAGAAGAGAAGAAAGAGGAGAAAAAGGAUGAAAAGAAAGUGGAAAAAAAGGAUGAAAAGAAGGAAGAGAAAAAGUAGUGAAAGGUACAAGUAUGGAUGUUUUGCAAGAUAAAUCUUAUAUCAUAGUUAUAUCUGUAUACCUGUAUGCGAAAAGACGUGAGGCAACUAGCAUAUUUGCAGCGGGCACGCAUGCUCUGUGACUCAUUGCAUCUCAGCAUGAAAUAAAUUUUAAUCAAUGAUCAAGAAAGCCACAAGACUA